AUGUUGUCAAUUGCUUCUACAAGAAAUACUGUCGUCAAAAAUUUGCUUAGAGUCUCUUCUAAAGCCCAUUACAAUGUCUUAGCUGUGGAUAGCCCAAGUAAAGUUUCCACAUUAGCAGUGAAAGUCCAUGCAGGGUCCAGAUAUGCGAAUAAAGAUGGUCUAUCUCAUCUAUUAUCUCGCUUCAAUUUCCAAAAUACAAAUGAUAAAUCUGCUUUACGAUUAGUUAGAGAAACUGAAUUGUUAAGUGGUGAACUAGCUUCCACUGUUGAUAGAGAAUAUAUUACUUUGAAAGCUACCUUUUUAAAGGAACAUUUACCAUAUUAUGUUAAUGUCUUAGCAAAUGCUCUAUAUAAGACAUCUUUUAGACCUCAUGAAUUACCUGAGUCUGUUCUUCCUGCUGCAAACUACGACCUGGCACGUUAUGACCAAAAUCCUAUUAAUGUAGCUCAUGAAUUAUUAUACAAUAUUACUUAUAGAUCUGGAUUAGGUAAUCCAAUUCUUUAUGAUGGUGUAGAACCUAUCGCAUUGGAGGAAAUUCAAAGUUUUGCUGAUGAUGUUUAUACGAAAGACAAUAUUGAUAUAAUUGGUUCCGGUGUUAACGCUAACGAUCUUGAAAGGUUCGUUAAUGAUUCUUUAUUUAAUUCAUUACCAGUUGGUAAAUCUUUAGUUGGAUCAAGCGCAACUAAAUCUUUCGUAGGUAAAGAAGCAAGAUUAAGAAAUGUAGGUCCAUCCGUAGUAACUAUCGGUAUUCCAAUUGAUAGCGCUGAGGAUUUUGGUAAAUAUUAUGCUUUAUCCAAAUAUUUAACCGCUAAGAGCACCCCAUUAUCUAACUUGGUAUCUUCAUCCAAAGUUGAUUUCUAUAAUAAUAAGAACGGGUUGUUCAUAUUGAAUGUCAUUGGCAGUAAUCCAGAAAUAGUUAAUAAUAGCGUCAGGAAACUUGUUACCGAAUUGAAGAAAAAUAUUGAUCUUUCAGUGACAAAAGAAUACGCUCGAUUAGAAUUAGAAUUAGAAAAUCAAUUUAAAUUGAAACCAUUGGAAAUCGAUUUCGGAAAGGUUAAAAACUUCAAAUUGGACAAGUUCAACUACGCUGCUGUGGGUGAUGUAUCGAAAUUACCAUUCUUGGAUGAUUUGUAUUGA
Molecule: messenger RNA, 1137 nt
Organism: Naumovozyma dairenensis CBS 421
Lineage: Eukaryota; Fungi; Ascomycota; Saccharomycetes; Saccharomycetales; Saccharomycetaceae
Gene: QCR2
Product: ubiquinol--cytochrome-c reductase subunit 2
Exons: 1
Coding region: 1-1137 (378 amino acids)
Cellular component (GO): mitochondrion
Molecular function (GO): metal ion binding
Source: RefSeq, a predicted model, not a curated record